Messenger RNA from Formica exsecta, 591 nucleotides. RefSeq lists its product as uncharacterized. Lineage: Eukaryota; Metazoa; Arthropoda; Insecta; Hymenoptera; Formicidae. The transcript is spliced from 3 exons. The annotation marks the transcript as partial. The record is from RefSeq and is a predicted model, not a curated record.
AUAUGUGGAGAUUUACUAUUCAUAAAAGGAACAAAUACUUGUUUGAAAGAGAGUAAUUUCAUAGAGAAUAUCGCUGAACACACAUGGCAAGAGGCAGUAUUAAAUGAAGAAUAUCUGCAAUUGCAUAUUAACAAUCUAGAAUUUAUGAAAAAUGUGCAUGUUACAUUAUAUGUAGCUAAUAAGACAUUGCACAAUAUAAAGUACCAUCCAGAUAUUCCUCACAAUGAGAGAACAUCAGAUUAUCGAGAUAUAUUAAUGUUAUGUGAACAUGCCAUUCUGUGUUUGAUUGAUCCUAGUAAAAAGGCUUUUGUAUACAUGGAGGAUAAUCUAUCGAUUACUAUACAAAAGCAUUUGUUGCAAGGAUUCGUAUAUCACUUUGAUUUUGAAAGCGAUACUAAAGAUUAUUAUUCUGCUUUAUUGAUCCUAAACAAAUGGGCCAAGCCAUUGAUCAGGCAUUCAGAUACAACAAUAUUGCGUGCAAUUUCCUCUAUACUAAGAUGCAGUAUCUAUGAUAUUUUAAUUUUAUCCCAUUGUUCAGAUAACAAUAUCCUGUAAAAAAAGAAUAUAUAUAUAUAUAUAUACAUACAUAUA